AUGCGACUUCCGUCUCGGCCCGGCCUGGAGCUGAAACGACACCUCCUUGAGAUGCUGGUGAGCGAUUUUCGAAUUCAUUUUGCCAAUUUCGAGGACUUUUUCGUUAUUUCUCUUGAGUCACGUACUUUGCGACAAAAAAUUUUAAAUUUUGCCGCAGGAGCUAGUGCAACAUCAGAAAUUGUCGUGUAAAAUGAAGAGAAGUUUAUAAACUAUUCAAAUUUGUUUGUAAGAUUUCUUUUCAAGUUGCUUAUGAAUUGUUUCAUCGACAGAUUUCAUUUUUCAUCGAUGAUUUUUUUCGGAAAAAUUGAUGUCAAAAAUUUUCGUCCGAAAUCCGAAAAACGAUUGGCGAAGCACGUGGUCCAGCUCCAUAAAUCCGGAUAAAUAACAUCCGUUGUGUUUGCUAAGGUGCACUUGUUCUGUUUUUGUGUUUUCAAACUUGGUUUUUGCACAAUUUAUAUUGCACUAGUCACCUGGUGUUUUCAUUUAGAUUCGAUGGUUAAUUUAGAGUUAUACUGCUCGGUUCUUCAUGUUUUUCUUUUCAGGGUCGUGAAGUUUACUUUGUGUACGCCAGUGAUCCCAGAGGUACCGUUCAUCACGCACUUUUGCAGGCCUUCCACCCGCAUGACGUAGGUGAAUGUUUUUAUUGUUUUCUUCUUCUUUUAGGUCGAAGAUCAACGGUUUAUGUUCUUUAAUGGGUGCGAAAGACAGAUCUUGAACUUAAUCCGUCUGUAGAGACCUUUUUUUCGCUAGAAAACCCGGGAGAAUGAAAAUUUUAUAUUAUUCAUGAGGUCCAAUAUGGACUGGGGUUUUUCGGGUUGUAGGACGCUUAAAUUUUUGAGGGUUGUGAUGGUUUUGUAUUAUCGAGGUCACAUGGAGAGAAUGGAUACAAACUUUUGCUAGUUUACGCCUAUUUUCGACUUGUUCUUGAGGUUCAUUUUCGGCUCAUGGAUAAUAUCUAAAAAGAGGAAUUUAUGUUUUCUUUCGAUAGGAUUUGUUCUGAGAAGCUCAAGAAAUUAAUAUAUUUUGAUGGCAAUGAAAAAUAUCUCGCCUUUUCAGUGUAUGCUUGGAGUGACGAUGGUGGAUCAAGCUAAGACCCGCCGUUGCAAGGAAAUCCCACUAAGUUCACUGGCAUAUUUGCAUUGCGGCAAUGGAAGAACGAGCAGUAAGUGACGGUUGUGCUUAUUUUGUCCGUUCCACCUGUUUCGUGUUGAUUUUCUUCGAUCUACUUUGUCUAGUACAAUAUAAUUUUACUCGCCUUUUUUAGAAUUCAAAACUGACCGCGAGUAUCACGAUGUCAUAGAGGAAGACAAGGAGCUCGAGGAAUGGCAGCCGGAUCCCGACAUAGAGCUACCAUCCGUUUAUUAUGAGGAGAAAAAGAGGUGGUCGGUGGAAGAGAUGUUUGCCAUAAAUCAGAAGCUUGGUGUGACCUCAACCUUCAAUGGGAUUGAAACCUACAGCACGUAAGGACUUUUAUCUUCUUUUUCUUGCCAAGUUUAGGUCACUUCAAGAAGGGUUUCUCCGAUUUUUAACACGAUUUAUAUUCUCCAUGACACCUUUUCAAACUUUGAUGGAUAAAGAAUAAUAUUUCGCAUUCAGAGCAAUGCCAACCGGCGACGAAGCUGCUCGAAGGCGUGCUGAAGCGAUUGCGCGUGAGAUCGAGUGCAAUGAUGAGAGCAAGUACCACGCACUUCUCGAAAACGACGAUGAGGAGCGGGAUUUGGACAAGGAGACGGAUCUCACCGCCUUCGAAGACCCUCCAGAGACUCGAGAACAACUCCGACCCUCGCCACCAACCGCGCCCAACUCCUGGAGGAAGGAGUCGACUCCGAAAGAGCUUCCAAAAGUCGUGCCAUUGAAGAAGUCGGCCGAAAAACCGAAACCAACCGCUAAAAUUGAGAGGAAAGAAGAAGUAGGGAAAGAGAAUGCACAGAACCCACCGAAAUUGGAUCGAACCACGCCGCAGAAGGUCUUAGCCAGCGGGGAGAACUUGAAAAAUGAGGGGAAACUGAAAAAAGAACCGAAAAUUGAGAGGACCUAUGUGAAUAGGACGAAAUGGAACAGAACUCUCCCAGCUAGCAUGAAACCAACCCAAUCCGCAUUCACUCAGCCUCUGGGGAAUGUCAAGAGCACUGUGUCAACGGGAAAUACCCCGCAGCCCAAGGAGAAGGCUGAAAAUUCAGCUCCAGUCCAGGUGGAAAAAGUGGUCGAAACGAAAAUUGAGGCUAAAAUCGAGACUGAAGAUAUGGUUCAGAAGAAGGAAGAGCCCCCAAAAGAGAAUAUGGAGGAGGAAUCGAAAAAUAAAACCCCUGAAAAACCAGUGGAAACGACCGAAAAUACCAAAGAUGUCAAGGAUAAUAUCGAAAAGCCCGCGGAACCCGAAAAGUCCCCCAAAACUGAGGAUAAACAAGCGUCACCUAGUCGAGCCGGCUCAGAACAGAGCCAAUCCAGCCAGGAGAGGAAGUUCCGCUUCAAUGUGACCGCCCCGGAAUUCCGUCCCGGCUCCGAGAGACCUCAAACUCGAAGCUCCCGAAACUCCACCCCGCUGCACUCCGCUCCGCCGGAGUAUUUCACCCAAGAGUUUCAACAACCAAUGAUCGUUAGUUAUGCACCGAUGCAGCAGAUCCCGACGCAGGUGAGAGAGUUGUGAGCGUUUAUAUUGUAGUAGGGGAUAUUGGACUCGAGGGUCUUAAAAGGCUGAUAGUAAUAAUGUGGGUGGAUUUUAAAGGGGGAACUGGUGUUUUUUAGGAAGAAUAUGAGUUAAUUAAAGGAUGUAGAAUAGAUGGAAUCAGUUUGUAGAGUUUUAAAGGGGUUUUUGACCUGUUUUUGGUUCGCCUUUUUCAUGAAAUUCGCAGAAAAAAUUUUGAAGUUUUUUGUUGAGUUUACUUCAAUUUUAGCUCGAAUAUGUUGUAGCCAUGGUAGCUACGGAAAUAUCACUGAAUUUCAUGCAGUUUACAACCCUAUUUCACGUCAAAUUUACCAAAAUUUACCUUAUUUUAGGUCGCCACGUUGCCGGCCGGCUUCCAAUACGUCCACAACUUCCAUCAACAGUCCAUCCUGCCCUUGAAUGCGAUCGGCACCCCGCAAUAUGUGGCCCAACCCUAUCAGCCAUACCCAUCUCAACAAUUUCCGGCCCAAGUUCAGCCGGGUGCUGUGGUGUAUGCGCAACCUCAAAUGAUCCCCCAACCCCAUAUAAACCGCUCAUAUCAACCAAUGUACAUUCCACAGCAUCCUCAGCAAGUACCGGUAAGUGGAUUUGGAGGAAAUUUGAGGAGAUUUGAGUGUUUUUGGACGAAAUGGGUCAAGUGUUUCUCUGAGAAUUUUAGGAGGUUUAUAAAGUGGUAUGAUAUAGAAAAGAGGGUGGUUAUAAGACGGGGUGGAGACAUUGCGGAGUUUUUUAGACGAUUUAUAAAUUUUGAGGCAGUUUGAGUCAAGUUUUUCCCCGUAAAUGAAGUUUUUGGUUUUGAGGAGAAGACUUGACCCAAAUUGAAAAAGUGGUGUAAAAGGAUAUUGAUGACAUGAUAAGGCAUUUUACAAACGAAUUUUGUAGUUUUCGGUAUUCGAAUUGUAAUUCUUGGUGUAUUUGGAGUUCUGGGUCAAGUGUUUCCCUCGUAUCAAUUUUGAUGAUUUUACACUUGAUUUUUACCAUUUUUAGAUUCAAUACUCGGUCGCAAGUCCACCUCAACAGUUCUACUCCAAUCAACAGUUCUACGCCACACCGUCGCCUAAUCCGAGCGUGGAGCAUCAAGAACAACAUCAAGGAUGA
Molecule: messenger RNA, 3763 nt
Organism: Bursaphelenchus xylophilus (pine wood nematode)
Lineage: Eukaryota; Metazoa; Nematoda; Chromadorea; Rhabditida; Aphelenchoididae
Source: the annotation of a GenBank genome assembly